UAAAGGAGCAGCUGUGUAGUUUUAUUGGCUCUGAGUGUGGUAGCUAAUUCUAAGAUAAAACAAACCCCUCUCAUCCUACAUUUUAGGGUUUUAUUAUUAUCUUCAAAUUCUUACAUCUUUUCAUUUCAAUUUCAACGCCACUUCCUCUCUUCACUUUCCAACCAAAACCCAAUCCACUCUAUCUAUCUAUUCUACAAAUUAAGUGUAACUGUAUAAAUGGCUACCUCUCAGUUGACAGCAUCAUUAAUUUCUACGAGGAACGUGUCAUCAUUUCAAGGACUUAGACCUUCUGGAGUUCAGUUUCAUUUUGCACGAAAUGUCAGAAUUGCUAAUCCUGCACGAAGCUCCUUCAAGGCUCUGAUUGUCAAGGCCGCCACUGUCGUUGCCCCCAAGUACACCGCAAUCAAGCCUCUGGGUGACAGGGUACUUGUAAAAGUGAAGGAAGCAGAAGAGAAGACAGAGGGUGGAAUUUUGCUUCCCUCAAAUGCUCAAUCGAAGCCUCAAGGGGGUGAAGUGGUUGCUGUUGGAGAAGGAAAGUCAAUUGGGAAGAACCAAGUUGAAAUUAGUGUGAAGCCGGGUGCACAAGUUGUGUAUUCGAAGUAUGCAGGUACUGAGGUGGAUUUCAAUGGCGAAAAGCAUCUUAUUGUGAAGGAUGAUGACAUUGUUGGUAUCCUUGAAACUGAUGAUAUAAAGGAUCUUAAACCCUUGAACGAUAGAGUCCUGAUAAAGAUUGAAAAAGCCGAAGAAAAAACUUCAGGCGGUUUGUUUCUUACAGAGGCAACCAAGGAGAAACCUUCAUUUGGAACAGUGGUAGCAGUUGGUCCCGGGACUCUGGAUGAAGAAGGCAAUAUAAAACCUUUGUCUGUUACUCCUGGAAACACAGUUUUGUACUCCAAAUACGCCGGUAACGACUUCAAGGGCAAAGAUGGUUUUGAGUACAUCACCUUGAGAAGUUCAGAUGUCAUUGCUGUACUCUCUUAGGAAUAAAAUUGUAAGAUGAACACGUAUUCCACCCACAGAGAAGCCACUACAUUGUUACCAACUUUCACCUUGUUUUGAUCACCUAAUGAUGCCUAAUAGGUUCUGGUUUUUCAAGUGUCUGAAUGUUGUGUUAGUGGGUUUGAAUUCAUGUAUCAGUUUAUAGUUUAAUUCACUUUUUGUCAGUUAUUAGAUAAGAACUUGUAUUCCUUUGAGCAAUAUUUGAGAAAUAAAUAGGUACUUUAAAAAUGCAAUGUAAUUUAGUGAGAAUUUACUAAACAUAAGAUGCUAGCUA
Molecule: messenger RNA, 1273 nt
Organism: Cicer arietinum (chickpea)
Lineage: Eukaryota; Viridiplantae; Streptophyta; Magnoliopsida; Fabales; Fabaceae
Product: 20 kDa chaperonin, chloroplastic-like
Biological process (GO): positive regulation of superoxide dismutase activity
Cellular component (GO): mitochondrion; chloroplast
Molecular function (GO): protein folding chaperone; ATP binding; transition metal ion binding
Source: RefSeq, a predicted model, not a curated record